Messenger RNA from Vanrija pseudolonga, 516 nucleotides. RefSeq lists its product as uncharacterized. The transcript has 2 exons. The record is from RefSeq and is a predicted model, not a curated record. Bases 1 to 516 code for a protein of 171 amino acids. Lineage: Eukaryota; Fungi; Basidiomycota; Tremellomycetes; Trichosporonales; Trichosporonaceae.
AUGCUGCGGUCCACUCUCUGCCUCACGGGGGUCCGCCUGCCGAUCGUCAUCAUGCUCGCGCUCAAGGGCGUCGAUUCGCUUCUUCAUCUGCUGAGAUACCUCCUGUUCCUUGCCACUGGGCUGAUCGCCCUCAUGAACGCCGUGGUGCUCGCCUUAUCCGUCAUCACCCGCGUGCUCUACCUUUCCGGUGAGCCCCGCGCCUGGGACGAGGCCGAGGUCGCGCACACGCCUUUGCCAGGAAACGAGGCCAUCCUCCACGGCCUCCAGAGCACGGACCGCACCGACCUCAAGCGCCGCCGUCGCCUGCUCGAGGUCGCCGUGUCGCAGAACGUCGCGUUCCUCGAGCGCCUGGAGCGCGAGUAUGCCCGCGAAGCCGGGCUGGUAGUGUCCGCCAACGUCGAGACGCUGCGCGAGAUUGUGCGCCGCGACCUUGCUGCUCUGCGCCGCGUAGCUGGCGUGUUUACCAACCGGUUUGGCGCCAACGAUGCCGUCGGCCCGGAAAAGGUGGACGUGUAG